This is a messenger RNA of Rotaria sordida, 1389 nucleotides long. The record is from the annotation of a GenBank genome assembly. NCBI's taxonomy places the organism in Eukaryota, Metazoa, Rotifera, Eurotatoria, Philodinida, Philodinidae.
AUGGAUGACGUUGAACAUCAUGAUAAUGAUGAUGAUGAUGAUGAUGAUGGAUGGAAAAUACUUAAACCAGAUGUUAUAUUAUUUGAAACAUCGAUUUGGGGUUUUGAUAAACCUAUACCUCAUCCAAUUUUGGAUGAUCCAUCAAAAAUGAUGCGAAUUAUUGCUAAUCCAGUUUAUGAUAAAUUAACUAUAUCACGUGCAGCUAGUAUACAUAAACAUAGUUCUACGAAAUCUAAUCGACAAUCAAGACAAAUAAAUAGACUAAAAGAAAAAACUAUGAAUCUACCAUCUAAAUCUGUAGAUACUGAACAAACUAUAAUAACACCUCUACCAGAUAUAUCACAAAUAAAUAAUAGUCAAGUACAAUCAAAUCAAUUAUCCAAUCGUCAAAAUCUACCACCAUUUAGUCUUCCAACAGCAUUAUCAUCAUCAUCAACAUCAAAUCAAAAAUCAUCAAGAAAGUCUUCAUCAACUUCUCGUUCUCGUAUUAUUACUGCUCGUUCGACAACACAAACUAUUCAAGCAGCAUUAGCUGAUAAUGAUUCAAAUAUUAAAAAACCUGUAGCAGAUGGUAUAAUUCGUUAUGUAAACAGUCGUCAUGGUUUUGAAGUUCAACGUUAUUCAUCAGCAAAUUGGUUAUCAACUGAUGUAUAUACGAAAGAUGCUUGUCAAGCACAUGAAAAAACUUUUCGUGAAAUGCUUGAUAAAAAACGGCAUAUUGAACGUCUAUCACGUAGUAUUUAUUCAUCUGACUAUUACAGUAAGCGAUGGCAUGAAUUAUUACAAUCAUAUAAACAAGGUUAUUUAACACAUACACAAUGGGCUCAACAAAAUUAUCAAUUAUUCUGUUUAAGAACUUUAUAUACUCGAGCAAAAAAACGUGAACAAAAUGAUAUAAAUUUAUAUAAUCAAGAUUUACGUCGUGCUCGUGCUACAAGUGCAUUUGAUGAAUGGAAAGAAAUAAAAAGUGAAGAAAAUUCUACACAUCCUAGCCGUUUAACAACAGCUCGUAGUCAUAAAACAAUAGAAGGAACAUCUGGUAUAGCAAAUAAUUCAUUUUCUACUGCUAUAUCCAAGACAACUGAUGAAAAUCAUACAACAUUAAUGGAUACAAAUCAUCGUAUGUCAAUAUCAACUAGUGGUGAUAGUGAACUUCAACGAAUACCGAUAUAUCAACCGAUAAUAUCAUCUAAAAAUAUAUCAUCUAUUUCAUCAUCAACAGCACCAAAUAUAUUAGAUAAACAACGAUGGUCUUUACAAGCAAUGGUUAAACGUGUCGUUGGACUUAAUGAACCAUUACGACAACCACAACCACCAAAAAUUACUGAUCGUAAACAAUCACCAGUAACAAUUACAAGUACUGAUAGUGGUUUUGAAUCAGCUAUUUAA